AUGGUAAACGCAUUCCCUGCGAGGGAGCGAGUAUUCAUCACGAAGUUGACAGAGGAUCUGCACCUGAGUGAGACUUGGGACGAGUUUGAUGAGGAGGACAGGAAUUUGGUGACGUGGCGGUUUCCGAGAGCACUGGAAGAGGAGCCUGAGACGGGCGAGCAGAAGGAGCAUAGUGAGUGGGAAGACGAGGAUGAAGUUGAAGACGAGGAGAGCAAAGCGGCCGUUGAUCGUGUGCUGAAGAAGUAUGAGAAGGCGCCUGUUGAGGAUGUCGAUGCUGAUGGGACCUUUGAGGAGCGGUAUGAACGGUUUGUGAAAGAGAAGAUGGACGAGUGGAAGCGGGGUUAUUACAAGGUUGGGAUCCUUUUGCUGCUCCUGAAGUGA
Molecule: messenger RNA, 381 nt
Organism: Laccaria bicolor S238N-H82
Lineage: Eukaryota; Fungi; Basidiomycota; Agaricomycetes; Agaricales; Hydnangiaceae
Exons: 1
Coding region: 1-381 (126 amino acids)
Source: RefSeq, a predicted model, not a curated record